AUGACUAUCUCAAAGUCACAACAUGGAGCGACCAUCAGACGUAUCCUCACAUAUGGACUCUUAUUAAUGUACAUACCGGCGAUGCCCUUAUGUUUUAGAAAUGUUCAUUUUUUUCUCCAUCUUUCUUCUUUCUUCUUUUCACUUGGUCUUUGUCUUUCCCUCCUUAACUACAUUUCUUCUGAUUUUUCUUUUUUUUCUUUCUUACCCGUUUCAACAAUCUUUCUUUCUUUCUUUCUUUCUUUCUUUCUUUCUUUCUUUCUUUCUUUCUUUCUUUCUUCUCUAUAUCCUAUAUUAUUUUGCUUUCUAUUUUGUUCGUUCGUUUAUUCCUUCCUUUCUUCCUUCCUUUCUUCCUUCCUUCCUUCCUAUCCUACCCGUUCUUUCUUUUUCUUAUACGCUCUUUCUUCUUUUUCUUUUUCUUUUCACUUGACAUUCGUCUUUCUGUCAUUACCUACAUUUCAUCAGAUUUUUCUUUUUUCUUUAUUUUCCCUUUUCCAAUCUCCAUCUCUCCUUCCUUCCUUAUUUUUUUCUUUUUUUUCUUUUUUUUUUUUCUUUCUUUCAUAUAUUCUUUUUCCUCUUUCUGUUUUUUUUUGUCUCCUUUCUUCCUUCUUCCUUCUUCCUUCCUUUCUUUUUCUUUCUUUUCUUCUUUUCUUCAUUCCUUCCUUCAUCCUCCCUUCCUUCCUUUUUUUUCAUUCCUUUUUCAUUCAUUCAUUUCAUGUCUUCCUUCAUUUCCUUCCUUCAUUUCUUCAUUCCUUCCUUCAUCUCUUCCUUCCUUCCUUCCUUCCUUUUUUCCUUCAUUCCUUCCUUCCUUCCUUCCUUCAUUCCUUUCAUCCUUCCUUCCUUCCUUUCUUCUUCCUUCCUUCUUUCCUUCCUUCAUUCCUUCCUUUCCUUCAUUCAUUCAUUCCUUCAUUCCUUCCUUCCAUUCCUUCGUUUCAUUUCCUUCAUUCCUUCCUUCUUUCUUCCUUCCUUCCCCCUUCCUUCCUUCCUUCCUUCAUUCUUUCAUUCCUUCCUACUUUCCUUAAUUCCUUCCUUCCUUCGUUCCUACCUUCCUUCAUUCCUUCAUUCAUUCAUUUCUUUCUUAAUAUCAUUUUGUUGUUUUUUUUGUGUUUUUUAUAUUUUUUUCUUUUUGCUUCUCUUUUUUCCUUUUCUCUUUUCUGUUCCCACUCAGUAUUCUCUUUUUCUUUUUUUUUCUUACUUUUCCUUUUUCAUUCCUUACUUUUUUGUUUGAUUCUUUCUUUUUAUUCAUCUUCUUUGCCGCUCACUUUUUGUCUCUUCAAUUCUUUCUUUCUUUCUUUCUUUCUUUCUUUCUUUCUUUCUUUCUCAUCUUUUCCCCUUCUUCCUUCCUUCAUUAAUAUUGCUGUCUUUCUUUCUUUCUUUCUUUCUUUCUUUCUUUCUUUUUCUUUUCCCCUUCUUCCUUCCUUCAUUAAUAUUGCUUUCUUUCUUUCUUUUCUUUCUUUUUUCUUCUUUUCAUCUUUUCUUCCUUCCUUCAUUAUUGCUUUUUCUUUUUUUCUUUCUUUCUUUCUUUUUUAUUCAUCUUUUCCCUUUUUCCUUCCUUCAUUAAUUUCUGUUUUCUUUCUUUCUUUCUUUUUUUCUUUCUCAUCUUUUUCCCUUCUUCCUUCCUUCAUUUAUUGCUGUCUUUUUUUCUUUUUUCUUUCUUUCUUUCUUUCUUUCUUUUCUUCUUUUCCUUCUUCUUCCUUCCUUAAUAUUUCUGUCUUUCUUUCUUUCUUUCUUUCUUUCUUUCUUUCUUUCUCAUCUUUCCCCUUCUUCCUUCCUUCAUUAUUGCUGUCUUUCUUUCUUUCUUUCUUUCUUUCUUUCUUUCUUUCUUUCUUUCUCAUCUUUUCCCUUCUUCCUUCCUUCAUUAAUAUUGCUGUCUUUCUUUCUUUUCUUUCUUUCUUUCUUUCUUUCUUUCUUUCUCAUCUUUCCCCUUCUUCCUUCCUUCAUUAA
This is a messenger RNA of Acanthosepion pharaonis, 1941 nucleotides long. Lineage: Eukaryota; Metazoa; Mollusca; Cephalopoda; Sepiida; Sepiidae. The record is from the annotation of a GenBank genome assembly.